GUGAGGUGCCUGGCCUAGGCAGCUUACUUACUUUUGCUUUGCUUUUUGUUCCCUUGUCAGAUGAUUAUUUCUAUUCUUAUCUUUUCACCAUUCUUUUUACCACAAACGAGACGCUACUUGUUGCCAAGCCUCCUGUAGAACUCAGCACAGCUUACUUGUUUCUGCGCCACUGACAGUCAUGCGUGAGUGCAUUUCGAUCCACGUUGGGCAAGCUGGAGUCCAAAUGGGCAAUGCCUGCUGGGAGCUUUAUUGCCUGGAACAUGGAAUCCAACCUGAUGGGCACAUGCCAAGUGACAAGACCAUUGGCACAGGGGACAACUCCUACGACACUUUCUUUUCAGAGACAGGAGCUGGAAAGCUUAACCCCAGGGCCAUCUUUGUGGACUUGGAACCAACUGUGAUCGAUGAGGUGCGCACAGGAACCUACCGCCAUCUCUUCCAUCCAGAGCAGCUCAUUACAGGAAAGGAGGAUGCUGCCAACAACUAUGCCCGUGGGCACUACACCAUUGGCAAAGAGAUUGUCGAGCUGGUGUUGGACCGCAUUCGAAAGCUGGCUGAUCAGUGCACUGGAAUGCAGGGUUUCUUGAUCUUCCACAGCUUUGGUGGUGGCACUGGUUCUGGCUUUGCCUCCCUACUUAUGGAGAGACUGUCUGUUGACUAUGGAAAGAAAACCAAGCUGGAGUUUGCCAUCUAUCCUGCACCUCAGGUUUCAACAGCUGUGGUAGAGCCCUACAAUACGGUCCUGACAACACACACCACCCUGGAGCACUCGGACUGUGCCUUCAUGGUGGACAACGAGGCCAUUUAUGAUAUCUGCAGGAGAAACCUAGACAUCGAGAGACCUACCUACACCAACCUCAAUCGCCUCAUUGGCCAGAUUGUGUCGUCCAUCACUGCCUCUCUCCGCUUUGAUGGUGCCCUCAACGUGGAUCUCACUGAGUUUCAAACAAAUUUGGUUCCAUACCCACGCAUCCACUUCCCUCUGGUUGCUUACUCGCCGGUCAUAUCAGCAGAGAAAGCCUAUCAUGAGCAGCUCUCCGUGGCUGAGAUUACAUGUUCCUGCUUUGAACCAGCCAACCAGAUGGUGAAGUGUGAUCCACGCCACGGGAAAUACAUGGCCUGCUGUAUGCUUUACCGGGGUGAUGUGGUGCCUAAGGAUGUGAAUGCUGCUAUUGCUACCAUCAAGACUAAGAGAACCAUCCAGUUUGUGGAUUGGUGUCCUACUGGCUUUAAGGUGGGUGUCAAUCACCAGCCUCCAACUGUGGUACCCGGUGGAGACUUGGCCAAGGUACAGCGUGCUGUCUGCAUGUUAAGUAACACCACUGCCAUUGCUGAGGCUUGGGCCCGUUUGGAUCACAAGUUUGAUCUGAUGUAUGCCAAGCGUGCCUUUGUACAUUGGUACGUGGGAGAAGGCAUGGAGGAGGGUGAGUUCUCAGAGGCCAGGGAGGACUUGGCAGCUCUGGAAAAGGAUUAUGAAGAAGUAGGCAUCGAUUCAAUGGAGGGCGAGUUUGAGGAGGAGGAGGAAUAUUAGCAUGGCCAUCUUAGUACCAUUGUCUCACUCUGAUUAAUGCAGUAAAAUUGUGUGUUGUGUGGCUUUUGAACUUCAGUCUGUUCUAGUGAAGCCGGACUCAAAGCUU
Messenger RNA from Erpetoichthys calabaricus (reedfish), 1637 nucleotides. Its product is annotated as tubulin alpha chain, testis-specific-like. The record is from RefSeq and is a predicted model, not a curated record. The transcript has 6 exons. Gene Ontology annotation, molecular function: structural constituent of cytoskeleton; GTP binding. Lineage: Eukaryota; Metazoa; Chordata; Cladistia; Polypteriformes; Polypteridae. The coding region runs from base 179 to 1531 and encodes 450 amino acids. Gene Ontology annotation, biological process: microtubule cytoskeleton organization; mitotic cell cycle. Gene Ontology annotation, cellular component: cytoplasm; microtubule.